Messenger RNA from Monopterus albus (swamp eel), 3646 nucleotides. Its product is annotated as FERM domain-containing protein 7. The record is from RefSeq and is a predicted model, not a curated record. The transcript has 12 exons. Gene Ontology annotation, cellular component: cytoskeleton. Gene Ontology annotation, molecular function: guanyl-nucleotide exchange factor activity. Bases 138 to 2459 code for a protein of 773 amino acids. Lineage: Eukaryota; Metazoa; Chordata; Actinopteri; Synbranchiformes; Synbranchidae.
GCCACACAUUCUCGGAGAAGCGGAUGAUGAUGAUGAUGAUGAUGAACAGAAGCGCGUGAAGUCCUUGUGGAUUCACUGUCGGGGUAAUGGAUGUAAAGCAUGAUUGCUGUUGGUAUUAUUCCCCCUGAGAGACUGAGAUGGGGGACCGUGUGCGGACCCGGAGUUUCACGACCAAGUCCCGGGUCUCUAAGGAGACGAAGCUCCGGCUGCGGGUGAUCUUCUUGGAUGACAGUGAGCGCACGUUUGAGGUGGAGCAAAAGGUUUUAGGUGGCGACUUCUUCAACAAAGUGUGUGGUCAUCUGAAACUGUUGGAGAAAGAGUACUUUGGGCUGGAGUUUAGACACCACAGCGGCAGCUAUGUGUGGCUGGAGCUGCUGAAGCCACUGGCCAAACAGAUCAAACACAACAAUGAUCUGUUCUUCAGGUUUAUAGUCAAAUUCUUCCCACCAGACCCAGGGCAGCUUAAAAAAGGCCUCACCAGGUAUCUUUUUGCCUUACAGAUAAAGCAGGACUUGUCUAACGGUAGUCUGACCUGUAAUGACAACAGUGCCGCCCUGCUGGUCUCUCAUAUACUGCAGUCAGAGCUAGGGGAUUAUGACGAGGAGCUGGACUGUCAGCAUUUGGAGAUGAAGCAGUAUGUCCCCAACCAGGAAUAUCUGGACCACAAGAUCAUCAAGCUACACAAGAAACACAGAGGUGCCUCUCCAGCAGAGUCGGAUAUCCAGCUGCUUGAAGUGGCAAGGAAGUUGGACAUGUAUGGGAUCAGGCCUCACCCAGCCCACGAUGGAGAGGGAAUACGGAUCAACCUGACUGUGACACACUCUGGAGUACUGGUCUUUCAAGGAAACACCAAAAUCAAUACAUUUAGCUGGGCGAAAAUCAGAAAGCUGAGUUUCAAACGCAAACAUUUCCUCAUCAAACUACAUGACAAAGUUGGGCCAUUGCGUAAAGACACAUUGGAGUUCUGCAUGGCCAGUCGUGAUGUGUGCAAGUCCUUCUGGAAGAUGUGUGUGGAGUACCACGCCUUCUUCAGACUGGCCGAGGAACCGAAGGCAAUACACAAAACACUGCUGUCCUGUAAGGGCUCCAGCUUUAGAUACAGUGGACGGACACAGAAACAGCUGAUGGAGUGUAUGGGAUCAGGGGAGAAGAAGCCUUCACACUUUGAGAGGACUUACUGUCAGUCAGACUAUGACCCCAGACAGUGUCAAUCUUCUCCUGAUCUCCUCACCGAUGUCUCCAAACAAGUGUAUGAGCACUCCCGCCCAUUUCCUCAGUUGGGCCAUGCCUUGGUGGUCCGAAGUCAGGAUGAGUUGGAUCCACAUUAUAGAGAAACAGAUGAGAUUGAAAUCAGGGGAUUAAGAACUAAAUGCAGCCAAUCAUCUGUUGAGGUCACCCAGAGGUCCCGGCCUCUCUCACAAGUCACCCCCAAAGCUCUGUCUUUCCACCACUCAACCACAUCCCCGAAGAGAAGAUCAGCUUCAACAUCUAUGAUGGAGGAUAUGAGGGGACGCAUCUGUGCACAGCGCCAAGCCCAAAGGCUAGCUGGUAUCUAUAGCAACCGGUCACGACGUCGGGCAAGUCCCCAGCCACAUCCAGACGCUGCACAGCAGUUGGUUCUUCUUUACCCAAACAGCCGUGCCUACCGGUAUCACCCCAUCCUCCCCACAUUUCCAUUAGCCGGUUCCUCGCCAAACAACAGACACCCCCCUUUGACAGAUUACGUUGCUGUUUCUUCACUGGAGCGUUUCCCACUGACAAGAAGGAGGGAUUAUGUGACAAUGGAUGGUCUAUCUCUGCCAUCCUUUAACCCGUUAAGCCACGAUUCACCAUCUAAUUCACCAAUCAGGAGAAACUUCCACUCCUCUGGAUCAGGUGGGCUGGGAUUGGCCAGGGUUUACCAGCCAGGAAGCAAUGGAGCAAGGUUCUUGGGUGCUGGACAUACAGAGGCAGGGCAUUACAGUGAUGACUCCAGUUUCCUCCCGGGGCUGCCUCGCCGUGUGGCAAGCCAACCAGAUGUUAAGUUCCACCUCUCAAGGAGUUCCAACUCUGAUUUUAAUCCUGCCUCUGAGUUUCGGCCCCUUGGUUACUACCCCCACCUGACACGGCCCCCCAGACCCACUUACCUGCCACUAAACUCCUCACCUGUGCCUGAACGCCCCACUUCGCUGUGCAUGAUUAGAGCCACCAUGGGGAGCUACAGUGACUCAGACCAGGAGGUUUUCUAUCCAUAUUACUACCAACCACCUCCAUUGGGGAAGGCGGUACGCACCACCGGACUUGCCAGAAUGAGGUUUUCCUCUGGGAGCCUCCAGCUGGAUGAGGAGGAAGAGAGAGAUGAGGAAGAAGAUGGAGAAGUGAAGGAAGAAGUAAAUGAGUUGAAAGGUGAAGAGGACAGAGAAAAGACAGAAGCAGACAGGGUGAAGGAUACAAAGAAGAUUACAGAGGUCACACUGUAGAGAUUCAACUAAUAUACACAUGGAAACAGUUGAAAGGUUCGUGAAAACAAUCACAUUAAAAACUGUCAUUAAAAAAACAAGUACCACUGUUGUGAUAAAUGGGGUUUAGAAUUUUUUUUUAAGUGUACUCGCAGAUGAAAUGUAUUUUUUGCCUUGUUUUAACCAAUACCUUAUCUUCUAAAACCUAACAUAUUGCUGUUGCAUAGCCUCAUUAUGGGUACAGCCUAUUAAUACCUGCAAAAUAUCUACUGUAUGUAGCAGUCCUAGAUGACCAUCCAAGGUCAAGUAAGCCAUACAUGCUAUAGCAAUAGAAGUGCUGUUGCUACAGCACUAAAAUACCUUUUUUUAAUGACACUCGGAGCAUGGCAGCAUCGUUUUGAACCUGUCUGUUGCUGGGAAUCAGGUGUUAACCAGUCUCCAUUUUGCCUCAGUGGACUCUGAGCAUUUGAUUUUAUUGAACUUUAACUUCAUGAAUUGAAUUCUGGGGAAACACACCUGUCUUAAGUUCCCACUAGAAAUUUAGGACAACAUGCACUCUGUAAGCCAGAUUCUAGGAAACUGAAGUUUUUGUGGCUGUUUUCAUUUUUUCGAUGACUCACAAAGUAACAGCUGAGAACACAAAAUGACACCAUUGCUAAAAACGGGUAAAACAAGAAACACACAGUCGGAUGACAAACUGCUAGGCUAGUCAAAUGUACUGGUUAGAAAAUAUUAAGACAAAUGGUAAAAUUAUUAUCCAGAUUGUGUGUUAACAGUUUCCAGUUCAACUUCAGGUUGGCUGUGUACAGUGUGAAAUUAAACACAGGAUGUAAUAAAACAAAGUUUACUUAAGCACUGUUUGGCCGUUUAGUGGAAUUGAGGAAAUAGUUUCACCACUGUUUAAAAGAAAUACAUAUUUUAGGAGUUCUGUCAGUGUGAUGCACCUGUAGGGUUGGAAAAGAUAUUGCAAAACAUUCCAAUGUAUUUUGUGUGAACAGCUCUUGUGAAUUCUGUAGAAAUACGUGAACUAAAAGACUGUUUAUAUAGCAAUUUGUGAAUAAAGAAUUAUACACAAAAAAGGUAAAAUUGAUGAAAUUAAUACAAUGCAACAAGAUUUACAGAUUAGUCACAUGGUCAUGAUGUUUUGUAUAUUUAUCGUACUAAUUGUACAAUGGGUAAUUUCACCCAAGCAAUCAAAUUGUAUCCAG